CGCGUUUCCCUGUUCACCGUCGAGCUGUCCUCAUCACCACGUCGUCGGCUCGUUCAGGAUUCGGCUGUCCGUCGACGACACGAAACUGCACAGUUACGCAGGAGUUAUAGGGCAACCCCAGCAUUCACAAUGGCGGGAGAGCAGCAGCAGUUUUUUCUCAAAUGGAACGACUUCCAGUCGAAUAUGGUGUCGUCGUUCAAACACCUGCGAGACGAGAAAAGCUUCACGGAUGUGACAUUGGCUUGCGACGGUCAAACUUGCAAAGCGCAUAAAAUGGUCCUGUCCGCUUGUAGUCCUUACUUCAAAUCCUUGUUAGAGGAAAAUCCGUCCAAACAUCCAAUUAUUAUACUAAAGGAUGUUGCGUAUAGUCACCUGCAGGCCAUUCUAGAAUUCAUGUAUGCGGGUGAGGUGAACGUUUCGCAAGAUCAGCUUCCAGCGUUUCUCAAAACGGCAGACCGGCUUAAAGUUAAAGGGCUAGCCGAAGCUCCCGGUGCCAUUAAGAGAGAAGGUUAAACAUUCGCACGUAAUUACGGUAUGCCUUGAACACUUUACUUUUUUCACUCUAGACGGAGAGGUCGACAGGAAGCCUCUUAUCGUAUAAUUUCUCUAUCUCCGAGUCGCUCCGUCCGUUCAUUUCCUUCUCUUCCUCACGUUGCGGAUAUUGGAUGUAUAGACUCGAAUCGUUCGGUUGCGAGUGCAUAUUACGUGCUGCGUAGUAACGAUUAUUUCAGUGGUUGUCGUCGACUUAACAGCAGUAUUGAUUAUUUCAGAGCGGCACGCGUUUAUAUGUUGCACGGGGGUUCAUUGCUCGGUAUAUUGAUUACGCGUCUAUUUUUAUUCGCGGCUAAUAUAAUAUACGCGCUUGUUUUCUGCGCUUCGUUUUACCACCGUACGGUCCGAAAUAGGAGCCGGCGAAUCCUCGCGAUCCGCACUAUUCUCCGAUAGAAGCGUCGUCUUUGUGUUGCAUGUCGGAUUUAGAGAGCGUAGUAUAGGAAGGUGCACGGGGCAAAAAUCCAAAUUUUCCUUUGCAGGUCUUUGAAAAGCGUGUGGACUGAAACAACAGUGUAAUAAUGUAAAGUGAUUGCGUAAAAAACACAUACCACACGAGACACACACACACACACACACACACACAGGUAUAUACGCGCGCAAAAAUAAACACACACACACAUACAUACACGCACGCACGCACACAUACGUACACAAUAUACAUUAUAGAUAUGUGUAAAGAGAAAGAUAAACACUGCGCGUAUGCACGACUCAGUGUCCUCCGGUUCAUGACUUGGAUCAACACACGAUGACAAUGUAAAAUAAUGCCUUUUUCUUAAUCUCAGUUAAUGUUAACGGUUUUACCGGUGUAUGCAUACGAAGUAGAGAUGAGAUGUUGAUGUUUGUCUUGAACCCAUUACGCCACAUUGUGGCGGUAAACAAUAACAACAUUGAUUAUUUUUUUAAAACGAAGCGCGAAUAAGUGGGUCGCGAUAGUUUACAAUACAUGCUGACCGGGGCAGUUUUGGUGGAUCAAGUUGGAAACGUUGAAGGCAUCUGUUACAACGCUCGUUUCUUUUUUUUCAAGCCGAUCUACCGGACUCACAGCAUACAUUCUCUCUCUCUCUCUCUCUCUCUUCUAUCGGUUCCAUUGGUAGAUCUAUUCACGCAGCAGCAGUUUUGCCUCACCGUUUUUAAACCCUUGUUGUGGUUGAUUAUCAUGAAAAACCGUUACGGCGAAGUUCGGGCAAACUUCGCCUUUUACGAAAUAUAAGUGUGAAAGUCUCGCAUUCCUUUGACAUAGAUGUCCACACGUGCCGCUUUAAUCGAUUGUUUGUACAUCCGAUCACUGAGGGGACAAUUAGGGAACGAGUCUCUCACAGGGCAUUAAUUAUCUCCCGCACUAGGCUAUGUAAAUGUUAGUUGAGCGACGAGGAAAGAAAGUAUGCGGGCCGGAGUAUCGUGCCCGAUCGGAAAGUUCCGCUUCUGUCGUGGAUAGAUUUGCAAAACCCCCCGGUAAAUUAUUCAGAGGACGUCGAAUCAAGUUUACUGGAAGUAGUAACGUGCGUGUCACAUGUUAGAUAUCGGUUCUCUCUCUCUCUCUCUCUCUCUUUUUCUCUCGUCAACCUCGCCGAGCGGCGAGUCGCGAUGUUUUCUCAGCGCUCUAAGCGCUUUCCACGUAAAGAAAUUGCUACGGAGAAACGGAAGGAAUUGUUCUUGUAAUACCGCAAUCGAAUCCUGUACAAGUUACCUCUUCUAGUGAUCAUGAUUUUUUACUUAACCAAAUACUGCCAGUAUUUGUACCGGCGUAUUCACAAUAUUACCGAUAGACCAAAUUUAUUUAUGAUAAUAAUAUAUUAAGGGUUGAAUGUCUUUAAUCGAGGGAAGGUUAUUGUAAUAUAAGCGAUGCAAAUUUUUGUAAAGUCGGAGCGCACAGUUCCUUUUCCCUCCCGAAGAACCAGAAUGCUCGGAAAACGAAAAAAAAAGGGUUUAGGAAAGAAGUCGGGAAAAAGAAAAACAUUGUCGAGUCAGGGACUCUCUUGUGAGAUCAAUUCGUUCGUAGAGACUAUUUUCUCCUUGCGCGCGUUUGAUCAAGCGGGCCAAUACUUUGUCGUUUGGUGCACUCGAGGGAUCUUUCCCGAGGGUUGAUUUUUCUUUUCUCGUACGACCCCUCCUCAGUCCGUAUAUCGCGAAUCAAGCCCACGCCACUCAUUAUUCCUGACUUUCCUGUUUCUUUGUAAUUACGGAAAUUGCGUUAGCGUUUUCCUCUGCAAGCUAAUCACACACCCCAAACUAAUCACACAUCCUUACGCCCAUAUACGGUUUAUGAGUUCAUUCCGUCAUGUUUCCAGCUCGGACUGUGUAUCGAAUUAGCACGAGUAAACUCCUACCGCACACCGAAUGCCGAUUUAGGCUCUCGUAUACACACACACACAGACACACACACACACACAUGCAUCUCGAACGUCAGUCAUGUCCUGCGAAAUGUUGUGAAAAAUCGUAAGCGCAAUCGUUCCCUACCGAUUUUGCUUCGGAUGUUUCUGUGAAUGACACGUGAGAACCGCCUUAACGUAGCAACGCUUACGACUUGUUAGAAUGGUCCACCAAAAGAGAACUCGCCGUUCGUGGGAGCGCUUCCAAUGUUCGACGCGAGAAGCAGCCGCGAGUGUGUCAUGGAAGUCGACUUUGCAUCAAAGUAAAUGGCUACCACACCGAUCUUAACAGGGCCAAGUUCUGAUAAUCCAAUGGGACCAUUCACGUGCAAGAGCGGCAUUAAAAGCGAAGUUUGCGACGUAAGAAUAGUUUGCGAACACUGACUCCUUAGGGUGCGAUUAAAAGAAAAGAAAAAAAGAGUCGGCUAUUCGAGCGCAAAACAAGUUUUUACCAUUACUCUCUCUCUCUCUCCCCCCCUUCCUCCUUUUCUCUUUUCCUCUUUCUCUCUCUCUCUCGCAGUCAUCCGACAGCAGUGUCGAGCAAUAGAGCGAUCAACGUACAUUCUCAGUAUUUAAGGCAGCGUUAAUCGCGUUGAAAUGGAUGGGUUCAGUUCCUACAAUGAUACGUUCGCCGGGCAUUUGGUGGCUGAAUGUGAAUAGUUGUACCGUGUACAUUUGCUAUGUUGUAAAUUUGGAGUACAAUUAUUGUAGACUAUAGAAAAUCUCAUAGGAGUGACCGUUCGCGCUAAGUUCACGAUUCGUCAUUCUCUCCCUGCCCCCCCCCCUCCCCCCACCUCCGACUUCUAUCUUCCGCUUUUCCCAUUCGCAUCGACGGAUGUGAAAAUCCCCCAGAUUUAGGUUGUCUUGUGAAAGUUAUCGGGACGAGCCUCCUCUCCCUCUUCCCCCCCUCUGUUUUCGUCAUUAACCUUAUCCGUUUCUGUCAAAUUCGAAAUUGAUUAUCAAUGUUAACCGACGUUACUUUUUGCUAUCUAAUGACUCGAUGAUGAUUAUGAUAUGAUAAUGAUGUUGAGAUAUAAAAUAAAUUGUGUAAAUAUACCA
Molecule: messenger RNA, 3980 nt
Organism: Dinoponera quadriceps
Lineage: Eukaryota; Metazoa; Arthropoda; Insecta; Hymenoptera; Formicidae
Gene: lolal
Product: longitudinals lacking protein-like
Exons: 3
Coding region: 130-513 (127 amino acids)
Biological process (GO): regulation of transcription by RNA polymerase II
Cellular component (GO): nucleus
Molecular function (GO): protein binding
Source: RefSeq, a predicted model, not a curated record